AACUCCGGGAAAACGUCAGCGGCCCGCUCCAAAUCCGGAACGAGGCAUCCGAAGAGGGUCAUGGCUUAAGGCAACGAAACUGCACAUCAGAGGAAAUCAUUCAAACACCACCUGAUCUUCACAAACAUUGGCAUAAUGCACUACAGAUAAGUUAUUGACUGCUGACUGAUGUCUUCAACAUCCGGGAAUUUUGACUGCAUAUCUUUAGGAGAAGAAUCCUUCGGCAAUGAAUGUCAGGGCAUGUAGUGUGAGCCACCAGACAACAUGCAUUCCUCACAGGCCUGGGAUGGUAAAUGCGCAGCAGAACCCAUCUAUUAAACUGCAUAUAGAAGUUCCUUCUGCUUCUUCUAAUAGUAGCAUCCCGUGCCCUGCUAUUGGAAAUCUGUCGACCCCCUCACAUUUAAAGACAUCUCUUGGAGGAGGUGUGGCUCAUCAGAGUAAUGCCAUUGACUGUAAUAUUCACCUUCCUGCUUUAAGUCCGAAGAGACAAAUGGCUACAAAUGGAAAGUCUUUAUUCCAUGUCCCGCAGCAUCCAGGAGUAACAACUCCACAGUUUUUGAAGCCAAAGGAGCAAGAAUUUGGAAAUAAAUAUACUGCAAGCACAGUAAAAGGAGCGUUUGUCUACGGAUCUCAGUGCAAGUCCAUUGGAAAAAACAGCUGCAACAAUUUGAUAAUCACCAGCAAUCCAAUGGUGGUUCAGAGACUGGGACCUCUAUCUCCUUCGACUCAACAGGUCUCGACAGCAUGCAGCCAAAUCAGCCCUAGUUUACAGAGGGCUAUGAACAUGUCAAAUCCAGAUACACCAUCUGAUACAAGAUCCCUCAUAUCACGAGAAUCUUUGGCAUCCACAACCUUGAGCCUUUCAGAAAGCCAGUCAAUACAGAGCGUCAAACAAGAGUGGUUUCAUGGUUAUAGAAUUUAUCCUUCUCUUCCCUCCAACCCGGGUUCACAAAACAGCAGUCAGUUCGGUGAUGUCACAAAUGCCACACCUGGGAUAUCUGUGUCCAACAACUUUUCUACUUCAUUGCCAUCUUACUUGCUCAGUAUGGAAAACAACCAUCCCCCUUAUUCUAGCCCUCACCAUUCCUCAGCCAGAUCUCAUUCUGCGAAAAAGAGAGCACUGUCCCUGUCUCCUUUGUCUGAUGGCAUCGGGAUUGACUUCAAUACGAUCAUCCGCACUUCCCCCACUUCCCUAGUUGCAUAUAUAAAUGGUUCAAGAACAUCUCCAUGCAACAUCUCUCCUCAACCUGAAGUUUAUGGGCAUUUCUUAGGAAUAAAAGGAAGCUGCAUUCCCCAGACUUGCUCUGUACCAAAUCCUCAAAAAAGGCUUCUUAUGGCUAAUUGCAAUGCUACCCCUCCAGACGACAGUGAAAAUGGAAACGGUGAAUACCAGCGCAUGCAACAGUUGGAGCAAAGCAGUCUACAGCCGUUGAUCACAAAUAAUAUGAUGGUUCAACAAGGUACAUGUCUAGUAGACAGCCAGCCUAUGGGCCUUGUGAAGGGCGGACAGGGGGAUAUUUUUUCUGGAAAUGCAAAUAGCAUUCCCUCUGCUUCUUCACUGGCUCCCCCCGUGCUUCCUCCUCCCCCUGGUCCACCGCCUCCCUAUCACGCACAUCAGCAUGCACUCAUCAACCAUCCCCGGCCACUUUCCUUGCCUGCAUCUAUCCAGAACUACUUUUUAGAUGAAGACAGUGAACUCGAUGAUUUCAGUGGCAAACACUGCUGCCGUUGGAUAGACUGCAGUGCUACCUACGAUCAGCAAGAAGAACUGGUGCGACAUAUAGAAAAAAUUCACAUUGACCAGAGGAAAGGGGAAGAUUUCACUUGUUUCUGGGCUGGGUGCCCUCGAAGAUACAAACCAUUUAACGCCCGUUACAAAUUGCUUAUUCAUAUGAGAGUGCAUUCGGGGGAGAAGCCAAACAAAUGUACGUUUGAUGGCUGCAAGAAGGCCUUUUCUAGACUAGAAAACCUGAAGAUUCAUUUAAGGAGCCACACUGGAGAAAAACCUUACCUUUGCCAGCAUCAAGGCUGUCAUAAAGCAUUCAGUAAUUCCAGCGAUCGAGCCAAGCAUCAGAGGACGCACCUGGACACUAAACCUUAUGCUUGUCAGAUUCCUGGCUGUACCAAACGAUAUACAGAUCCAAGUUCUCUAAGAAAACAUGUAAAGGCCCAUUCUUCUAAAGAUUUGCAAGCCAGAAAAAAGCUGCGUGCCACUACAGAACUUGACCAAGACAUUCUCAAUGACUGCCUGACUAUCCAGCCCAUUCAGGUCCCUUCAUCUCCCCAUGAUGUUUCUGCCAGCACUGUCCAACAAUCACCGGGACAUGUCCAUGACCUUUAUCCAGCUACCAUGUUCUCCAGCACUCAUUCAAAUCCAAGUGCAACUGCUGUGGGCAAUGAACCCCCCUCGCAUGCUGUGAGCCUCUCUUCACCAAGGCACAGUAUUCAUGAGAGCCCUCACAACCCAUCAACCGCGGAUCCAGGAACAGAGAGCCCUGGGAGAAUUCUUCCCACUCCUUUCAUGCAGAAAAGAACAUCACAGCCUUCAACCACCCAGCAAUUUGGAGAAGCGCAUUUGAAGACGAAUGGUUCGUUGAGCAAUCCUCCUUUCCAGCCAAACAGCAUCCAAAUCCAAGGUGUUUAUGGGCAACUACAGACUUUCUGCUCCCCUCAUUAUACUGACAAUCAGAGAAAUAUACAACACAUUGGAGCUUGUAAUAUGGUCCCUCCUUUUGAAGAUUGUUUGGUACCGACAUCUAUGGGUCAGGCGGGUUUUGAUGUUUUCCAUAAAGCAUUUUCAGCACAUUCUGGUAUUACAGUGUAUGAUUUCCCAAUGGCCUUUGGUGACUCAUUGCGCAGUGGGAUGGAAGAUGCAAGUUUCCUCCAUAUAAAUGCUGUGGAUCGUUGUCCUAGUCAACUGUCUUCACUUUAUAUGGAAGGCUGAGGAUGCAUAGCUUUGCAUAUCAUCUCAACCCUUCAGCCUAUUACAGAUCGUCUUCCGUUGGUCUCUGAAAUGACUUGCUCAAGAAAUAAAGAAAAACAUCCCCAGAAAGAUUCACAGCUGCAGCUAAUACAAGGUGUUGCAAGAUGUUGGUUAACAUGUAUUUGCCAAAUGUGAGCAAUUGCUUUUAAUUUGGCCUUUUCUGUUGCAUAACCAUUUCCAAAAGAAAAUGAUUACUGCACUGCUUAGUAUAAUUUUAAAUGAAUUGUUGGAAUUUUUAAAACUCUCUUGGAGUAAUUCUAAAAACGGUCGACGAUAAACUUCUCCCCAAAGCAGAUUUCUAAAAUAAAGAACCUGUCUUGCAGUGCUUUGAAAUCUGAGCACGUAAUCUCACAGGAUGGAGAGUGAAAAGGGAAUGUAUUUUUUGUGACAUGAUGUUGGCGACAGCAAUACAAUUUGAGCUUCUUUUCAGCAUCCAGUAUUAACCGUUAGCUUAAAGAGAUGUGUUGGCGAUUUUUUUUUUUUAGCCAUGCUCACCUGAAGAGAAUUUAUUCUACUGGAUUUAUAUGCAUUAUAAUUUAAUGUUUAUGUUUUAUGUGAUGAUGGAUUCUCCAUAGAAAAUUUUAAAAUGCAGAUGUACAGAUUUAGAAUAGAUAUUCUCCAUUAAUGCUAGCAGAUCAUUAAUGUCAUUUUGAUAACUUUCACAAUGUUUGAUAUGCAUGUGAGAAAGAUAAGAGCAGUGAUCUGAAUUAGUGCUGUGUUGCAGGGAGAGGAAAGCCAAUUCUCCCCUCCCUAUCGGUCCUCCCACUGAAACUGAGUUUAUCUUUCCUAUCUGCUAUGCUAAUUGUACCACUCAAGUGGAGAACCAAAUACAGGAAAAGAAAUUGGGAAGAAACUGAGGAUUUCCACUGAAGAAGAGGAGAAGAAUCAAAUAUCUUCUCCCCAUUUUGAAGUUCUAAUCAAAAACAUAUCAACCUAGCAUGUCAUUUCAGAUCUUUGAGGAGGUCACGCAUAGUUAACAUUGAGAAAUUUUGUACAUCUGUGAGAGAUCUUUCGUACUUUAUUCAUCAUGUAUUUUUCCCACAUUAAUAUUGCACAUACUGUAUGCUAGUAUACAAAUCUGAUGGGGGUUUUUCCCUACUUUUUGUCCUCUUUUUGCUAAAAGCAGUUAGCACAUCAGGUAUUAACUCCAUUGCAAAGGCUUUUGUGUUGUUUUUGAAUGGUUAUAAAUAUGUUUAGAAAGUGAAAUGUGGAUUUGCCUUUUAAGGUAUGGUCUUUGUCAUAGAUCCAGAGACAUAUAACUCAAACAGCAACCUUUUUUGUUCAUUGUUUACUUGUGGCUUGUUCAGUCAUACUGUGGCCAACUCAUUUGAAGAAUUUCUCACUAUGCAUUUGUCUUUGGUAAUGACCUGUUAUCACUAAAGAAAAAAAAAUCUACUAUCAUCUAAAUCGGGGUACCCAAUCCCCAGGCCGUGAACCAAUACUGGUCUGUGGCCCCUUAGGAACCGAUCCAUGCAUCUGCACACGUGCGGGAUGUAGGUAGUGCAUGAAACCAUCCUCCCCCUCCCAUGGAAAAUUUGUUUUCCACAGAACUGGUCCCCAUGGUCAAAAAGGUUGAGGACCACUGCUCUAAACUCUUGGAAGAAAUUAAUGAUUCUUUGGAAGCUUGAAAAUAAGCAAAUUUUCUUUUCUGGGCUGGCUGGGAUGGGACUGCCCAUCGGUUCUUCAAAAGCAUUUAUAUCCAUGGUAGGGAAAACUGUACACUGGAGUUAAUAUAAAUGCCACCUUUUUAGUACUGUUUAAUACUAUCAUUACAAAACUUAUUUUUUUAAAAAAUAUUGUGUUUAUUGCCCAUGUUUUGACUGUGCCAUUUCAUAGUAACUUGCUUGUUUUGUAAUUUGUAAAACCAGCACUUUUUAUGUGUAUUUGUAUUUAAAAAUGCAGAUAAAAUCAAAGAAAUGAGUUUUAAAGUUAACAGGUAUUUGAACACAAAGUAAAGUGUCUUGUAUAAUGUUGUUAAUGCAAAGCACUUUGGGAAGAGAAGAAGGUAUAUGCGAAUGUGUUUUCUAUCAAUCUUAGAAUUUUUGUACAUAUUUUUAUAUGCUCCUUUAUAGAGAGUUGAAUUUCUUAUCCCAUGUUGUACAUUUGGCUGAUUUUGCUAUAGUUGGCGUCUAUUUGUUUUAUAUCAUAUUCCCUAAAAAAAAUUAGUGUGACCUUUUCUAUUAAUAUGUAUGUUUUGUGAUUGGUUAUGAUUAAUUUUCAUAUAAUGGUAAGUUAUUUUUUGCCUUGUUUUAUGAAGUCUUUUUUUAAUAUGAAAGGUGAAAUGAAGGGUUUGUGCACAUAAUAAACACAAUAAAAUAAAAC
Notechis scutatus (mainland tiger snake) is the source of this 5305-nucleotide messenger RNA. RefSeq names its product GLIS family zinc finger 3 (gene GLIS3). Gene Ontology annotation, biological process: regulation of transcription by RNA polymerase II. Lineage: Eukaryota; Metazoa; Chordata; Lepidosauria; Squamata; Elapidae. Gene Ontology annotation, cellular component: nucleus. Gene Ontology annotation, molecular function: RNA polymerase II cis-regulatory region sequence-specific DNA binding; DNA-binding transcription factor activity, RNA polymerase II-specific. The record is from RefSeq and is a predicted model, not a curated record.